This is a messenger RNA of Oryzias latipes (Japanese medaka), 13254 nucleotides long. The record is from RefSeq and is a predicted model, not a curated record. NCBI's taxonomy places the organism in Eukaryota, Metazoa, Chordata, Actinopteri, Beloniformes, Adrianichthyidae.
CCUUUUUUCACGCUGUACAGAACCUCUCCUUACAAUCUUCGAUCUCAUUUGAUUGACCCUGUAUACAAAGGGGCACCCAAGUUGUGUGCCCAGGUUCCUCCACCUCUAAGCGUGACCCAUGAACCACGUAAUAAUGAAGGGACUUUUGAAUGUGAAGGGGCUGAUGGUGGUGAGGACUGGAGCCUGGAGUGUCUACGUACUACUCAUUUUGGAGACAACAGGGACUUUCUAUCCCAACCACCUUUACGAGAGACGUCUAAUAACUGUCAAACAGGUGUAUGUGAAAGCCGCCCUUUAUCCUUGACUGAUUUUGGGGAAAGCCUGGAUGAGUGUGAGCAAGCUGAACAAGACUUUGACAAACUGUCCACAGAGCUGACAGAAAUUGAGGAAGUCUCAGAAAAAUCUUCUCUCCCACAGCAGCCUUCAAACAAAGACUUUCUUGAGUCUAUCUCAUCGGGUCCAAGUCUGGAACACAGAUCUGAAAAACAAACUCACUUGGAUGAAGUGUCACGCCGACUGUAUGAAGUCCUGUAUGGAUCCCGUUUUGAGAUAGUAGCUCCAGAUGGUGAGGAUCAGUUGGUAGUGAGUAAGGGACUACUUCAUGACAAGAAAACAACUGGAGAUGUUACAGAUGUUUGCCAGGACUCAAUGUCAGCUGAUCUGAAUGCAAAAUCCAUUCCUGGUGUUGAUCAAUUCCAGAAGAUGUCAACAGUGCUCAAUUCAUCCAGUGCCAUACCUGACAUUACAACUUGUUUAUCUCAUGAAAUGGAAUUGGCCACUACUGUGGGAUCUAUUCAAAAGCCAUAUGGUUCAAACACACAGCACAAAGAGUCUGAUUCUAUUGAUGAUAUGCAAGCUAGUGCCGAACACUUAAAGAAGAAAGAGCAACUCGAAAAGAGAUCUAAGAGCAUGCCUGAAGCGUGUGAAGAUAACACUGCUUCACUUGAAUGUUUGCCAAAUGCAGAUGUUUUCUUAAUGGAGGCCAGAGCCUCUUCGCCCGAGUCCGUUUCAUCAGUCAAUGAGCUGAGUCUUCUGGCACCUGAUUCUCCAGUACCCCAUUUUAGGCCUUUGUCCCCUCUCCCACCACCCUUUAUUCCAGUGAUGUGCAGUCCUGUGUUCCUCACAUCGGAAUCAGAGGAAAGGCCAUUGACUCCAAUGAUUUCCAAUAAGAGGCCAUUUGGACAGCCAGUAUCCCCAGGCAGUGACUAUAGUAGUGAAAGGUCUGUCUCACCUCAGUGGUUAACAUUUGACAUAGAUAACAGAGCAUUAUCACCCGAGUCUGUCAUUUUAGAAACAACUUAUUUACCAUCUGAUGAUCUGUGUGGGACUCCUGAAACCUAUGAGAUUAAGUCAUCGGAAUCUUUAGAGUCCCUCCAUUCGUCCAGCCAAUUUCAGACAGACUCCCCUGUCCCACAGUUCACGCAGUUCACCUCUGCACAUUUUACAUCAUGCAAAUUUCGUUCACCUCAGUCAAAACACUUAUAUUUUGAAGAGAACACAUCUCCAGGAUCCUCAUUCUCAAUGAAAGAGCAUCAACCACUGUUGCUCGAUUCUCCUGUACCUGCAUUCAGUACCAUCAUUCUAGACGCAACUCAUCUAUUUUCAUCAAAUGGAUCCAGCUCUUCAGAGUCUGGAUGCUCAGAACUAGAGCAUAGUUCAGGUUCUUUAGUGUCUUUUGAUCCUGAGGAGAGAGUUUCCUCACCUUCUUCAGGGUUAUCAGCUGAAACAGAUUUGCCUCUGUUUGAUUCCAAGCUCUUUGAUUACAGUCCAACACCCGAAAACAUACUUCCUGUGUCAGUGGAGGUAAUAUCAGAAAGUGAUGAUGAGUGGAUUAGGAUUUCUCUCAAUGAAAGUGCACUUUUAUCAGGCUCAGAGACCAGUUGCAGACCAAUGACACCACAGUCAAAAGAGUUAGACAUGGAUGCACAUCAAUCCAAUCACUCAGUAGUGCCAGAAUCUGGUCCAUCAGAUACGAACCAUGCUGACAAAUAUUAUUCACUUAAGCAAAUGCAAGCAAAGAUUAUUGUGGAAGAACCACAUCCUAAAAGUUUGGAGCUAAAACUUGAAACAGCUAAUGUGAAGAAAGCAAACCUAGACUCCCUGAAACGUGAAGAUGCUAACCCUGAGAGGUAUGACAAUACAAAUGAGUCUCAAAUACUAACGGCUGAUAGUUAUCAGGAGCCAAAAGAACAUUUGCAUUGUUUGCUAAAAGCAGGAAAAUCACAAGAAAACAGGUCCAGUUCUCAAAAACAAAGGAUUGAAAACAUUAAAAAGAAAGGUACAGAUAGAAAUGAUAAGGAAGAGAUAUUUACUAAAACAUCUGAUCUAUAUUCACCAUCUCUAUCUCCAUCACCGGAGCUUGUAUCUGAGAACCUUGGUUUUUUACUGCCAAUUUCUAAAGACAUGUAUGAAGGUCAGCAGUUGCCUGGAAAGGCCUCAGCUUUGGAACUACAGCAACAAUCUUCCCCGCUAGCUCACAGUUCAGCUGUGAAGGCAGAUCAGUGGAAAUUCAUCUCUCACAUUCACGAUCCUCAAUAUGUGACGAAAACCACUGUAACCAAAACAAGCAGGCUUCCAUUUCCAAAGGAAUGUCAUGCAAGUGAGUCAGAAGAGAGUGUUACAGUACUGAGCCAGAGAUCCUUCCCAACUGAUUCUGGAGAAGAGUGUGGACUGACAACGUCAGACAGACCACAAGAUAAAUCAAGACUAGAUUCCUCUCAGUCUGGUACUGUUGAAGAUGGUCAGCAAGCCUCAACAGCUGAUUCACCCAUUUAUCAAUACAUACCUUUACUCUCUGCGCCCCUUCCAGUUCCUCUCAGAACUGUGUCGCCAGAGUGCUUUCCGUCAGAUCCAGGACUAGAGACUGAUUUAGAUGGUUCUGUGCAUUUGGAGUGCCGGGACUCGUCACCUGCUUCCAUGUCGACCGUAAGCAUAAACAGGGCUCUGUCUCCUGACUCACCAGUUCCCCGUUUUGAGUAUUAUUUACCAGAGUCUGGGUUAGGGUCUACAUCAAACUGGUUUUCAUCAUCGAAGAAAGUUUCUUCAGAGUGUAAAUCCGAUUUGUUUGCACCCCUGUUUAUUGAAAGCAAAACUGCAUCCACUGACUCCGGGGAUGAAAACAGCUUGCUGUCACCAGACUCACCCAUUCCAGAUUUUGAACUGGAAGGCCACCUACAAAACCCAUCUGUUUCAUAUGCCUCAGAUCUAGACUGGACAUCCUCCUCUCUAGCUGUGUGCAGUGAGCAGAGAGCAUCAUCCCCUGAUUCACUGCUUUCCAAAGGUGAUUGCGGUGUUGAUUCACCAAUACCAGAUUUCAGUGCAGGGCUUGUUGAAUUUGUUUCUAUUAAUAAGCAACAAUCGUCCAUAUCAGGGAUUACAGAUGUUGAUCAUACAAAAUCAGACUUCAUUUCAGUUGAUUCUCAGCAGAGGUCUGAGUCACCAGAAUCACGAGUAUUUGAGAGCCUACACAAACAACUUGAUCAUGUUGUCAAUAAGGGUCAACCUUUAAAAGUAACAAAAGUACCAGUUUAUAAACUAGUUUACGAUGCUGAACUUUGGAAACUUAUUUCUCAAAUACGGGAUCCUCACUAUGUUGGGGAGACAUUUUUCAGUAAAACUGGGGGUUUGAAGUUUGUUGGAACCAGAACUGAGUGUCUCUCUAAUGAUUCUGAUUUUUCUAAAAGAGAGCCCCCUGCCUUACUGAGGGUAGACACUGCAGAUUUAAAGAGUACGGGACUGGAAGACAGAGAGGGAGCCUCUCAGUUAGAGAGCAGACCUCCAUCUGCCAAAGAACUUCUGUCAAGAGUGGAUUACAGUUCAGUUUGUUUGCAGCCUUUGAAAGGCGUGUACAGAGAUUUGGAAAUUCCCCAGAGAUUCAGAGACCCUGACAACUUUUCUCAGACUAACCCAUCUUCACAGGACUUAACUGUGUCGGAUGAGAAAACUAAAUUAUACUUGUUCAGUAAUUUCACUGAAAACAGACCUGCAUCACCAUGCUCAGCUAUUUCUCUUGAUGAAAAUAGCCCAGUAACACCAGACUCACCGUUUCUGGACUUCCAACCAGUUCAGUCAGAAUUUAUUAGAGAUGGCUGUGGAUUCGAGUCAGAGCCUGCAGCAUUAGAUGUUGUAAUAAAUCAGAGAAGAGAUUCACCUGAGUCUGCUUGUUUUGCUGAUAUAGAAUAUAGGGAUGACUCAGAUACAUCUGACCUUGAUGAGUACCGACCACAAUCACCUGACUCUGUUUCAUCUUAUGGUGCACAAGAAAAAAAUUCACAAAAAUCCCCUUGUAUCAUUGGCAGAGAAUUUGAACGGUUUCCCUCAUUUCUUGGGUUUUGUGCAGGUUUUCCUAAACCAGUUCCAUUUGAUGUUGACGAUGCUUCUUCAGUAAAAUUUUCACCCAACAGUGGAAAGUUGUCAAGCACUCUGCAUUCUUUGAAACCUGAAAUGAAAGACAUACCAUUGUUGGCUGACUCUGAAUCAAAAGGAUUAAUAAAUGAAUUCAAAGGUCUGCCAUUAGAUGCUCCUUUUGCAGAAUUUCGUAAGGUGGCAACAGACUCCAAAAGAACGUGUUCGAAAGAUCAAUUUCCUUCCUCACAGUCAGAUUUAAAAGUAGAACAAAAAUAUAUGACAUUGUUAAAGAAUCAUCCCUCUAACAUUUCAGACCUUGCAGAUUUGCACCUUUCAGAUGUGUCUUUGGAUCUGCUUUUGGACAACAGAGCUGCUACAAAAGACGAACUCAGAGCUCUUUCCCCUGACUCUCCUGUACCUCAGUUCACAGCAGGUCUACAAGAGUCCUUCUUAUCACACUCUGCAUCAAGGUCCACUUCAACUGAAUCUUUGUUUUCAGGCUCUGAAAUGGAAUUAUCUUUCUUAUUGUCGAUGGAAGACCGACCCCAAUCACCAGAUUCCUUACCUUCAAACACUAGAUUCAGGAAUCUUUCUCCUGAUUCUCCAGUCCUCGACUUCAGGCCACAUUUGCUACCUGCUGAAAGUGACCUCAGUGGUCACAGGUCAUGCUCACCAGAGUUGGAUUUUUCAGAUUCAGAACAUGUUCCUUUGAUUUCAGACAUAUUUAUGUUUGAGGACAGAGCAGAAUCCUGCCAAUCUGGCCUGUCGGGUUUGGAAUGUAGAGCUUUGUUCUUGGACUCCCCCAUUCCUUACUGCCCCAUGCCUUUACAUUUUGAAGGACCGGUAAAAGUCCGAUCCACAUCACCAGAAUCUCUGCUUUCUGAAGAAGAUUUAGACCAUUCCGAUUUGUCUUUAGAAUGGCUUUUUGACAACAGAGCUUCAUCUCCUGAUUCAGCUGCUACAAAAGACGAACUCAGAGCUCUUUCCCCUGACUCUCCUGUACCUCAGUUCACAGCAGGUCUACAAGAGUCCUUCUUAUCACACUCUGCAUCAAGGUCCACUUCAACUGAAUCUUUGUUUUCAGGCUCUGAAAUGGAAUUAUCUUUCUUAUUGUCGAUGGAAGAUAGACCCCAAUCACCAGAUUCCUUACCUUCAAACACUAGAUUCAGGAAUCUUUCUCCUGAUUCUCCAGUCCUCGACUUCAGGCCACAUUUGCUACCUGCUGAAAGUGACCUCAGUGGUCACAGGUCAUGCUCACCAGAGUUGGAUUUUUCAGAUUCAGAACAUGUUCCUUUGAUUUCAGACAUAUUUAUGUUUGAGGACAGAGCAGAAUCCUGCCAAUCUGGCCUGUCGGGUUUGGAAUGUAGAGCUUUGUUCUUGGACUCCCCCAUUCCUUACUACCCCAUGCCUUUACAUUUUGAAGGACCGGUAAAAGUCCGAUCCACAUCACCAGAAUCUCUGCUUUCUGAAGAAGAUUUAGACCAUUCCGAUUUGUCUUUAGAAUGGCUUUUUGACAACAGAGCUUCAUCUCCUGAUUCAGCUGCUACAAAAGACGAACUCAGAGCUCUUUCCCCUGACUCUCCUGUACCUCAGUUCACAGCAGGUCUACAAGAGUCCUUCUUAUCACACUCUGCAUCAAGGUCCACUUCAACUGAAUCUUUGUUUUCAGGCUCUGAAAUGGAAUUAUCUUUCUUAUUGUCGAUGGAAGACCGACCCCAAUCACCAGAUUCCUUACCUUCAAACACUAGAUUCAGGAAUCUUUCUCCUGAUUCUCCAGUCCUCGACUUCAGGCCACAUUUGCUACCUGCUGAAAGUGACCUCAGUGGUCACAGGUCAUGCUCACCAGAGUUGGAUUUUUCAGAUUCAGAACAUGUUCCUUUGAUUUCAGACAUAUUUAUGUUUGAGGACAGAGCAGAAUCCUGCCAAUCUGGCCUGUCGGGUUUGGAAUGUAGAGCUUUGUUCUUGGACUCCCCCAUUCCUUACUACCCCAUGCCUUUACAUUUUGAAGGACCGGUAAAAGUCCGAUCCACAUCACCAGAAUCUCUGCUUUCUGAAGAAGAUUUAGACCAUUCCGAUUUGUCUUUAGAAUGGCUUUUUGACAACAGAGCUUCAUCUCCUGAUUCAGCUGCUACAAAAGACGAACUCAGAGCUCUUUCCCCUGACUCUCCUGUACCUCAGUUCACAGCAGGUCUACAAGAGUCCUUCUUAUCACACUCUGCAUCAAGGUCCACUUCAACUGAAUCUUUGUUUUCAGGCUCUGAAAUGGAAUUAUCUUUCUUAUUGUCGAUGGAAGACCGACCCCAAUCACCAGAUUCCUUACCUUCAAACACUAGAUUCAGGAAUCUUUCUCCUGAUUCUCCAGUCCUCGACUUCAGGCCACAUUUGCUACCUGCUGAAAGUGACCUCAGUGGUCACAGGUCAUGCUCACCAGAGUUGGAUUUUUCAGAUUCAGAACAUGUUCCUUUGAUUUCAGACAUAUUUAUGUUUGAGGACAGAGCAGAAUCCUGCCAAUCUGGCCUGUCGGGUUUGGAAUGUAGAGCUUUGUUCUUGGACUCCCCCAUUCCUUACUACCCCAUGCCUUUACAUUUUGAAGGACCGGUAAAAGUCCGAUCCACAUCACCAGAAUCUCUGCUUUCUGAAGAAGAUUUAGACCAUUCCGAUUUGUCUUUAGAAUGGCUUUUUGACAACAGAGCUUCAUCUCCUGAUUCAGCUGCUACAAAAGACGAACUCAGAGCUCUUUCCCCUGACUCUCCUGUACCUCAGUUCACAGCAGGUCUACAAGAGUCCUUCUUAUCACACUCUGCAUCAAGGUCCACUUCAACUGAAUCUUUGUUUUCAGGCUCUGAAAUGGAAUUAUCUUUCUUAUUGUCGAUGGAAGACCGACCCCAAUCACCAGAUUCCUUACCUUCAAACACUAGAUUCAGGAAUCUUUCUCCUGAUUCUCCAGUCCUCGACUUCAGGCCACAUUUGCUACCUGCUGAAAGUGACCUCAGUGGUCACAGGUCAUGCUCACCAGAGUUGGAUUUUUCAGAUUCAGAACAUGUUCCUUUGAUUUCAGACAUAUUUAUGUUUGAGGACAGAGCAGAAUCCUGCCAAUCUGGCCUGUCGGGUUUGGAAUGUAGAGCUUUGUUCUUGGACUCCCCCAUUCCUUACUACCCCAUGCCUUUACAUUUUGAAGGACCGGUAAAAGUCCGAUCCACAUCACCAGAAUCUCUGCUUUCUGAAGAAGAUUUAGACCAUUCCGAUUUGUCUUUAGAAUGGCUUUUUGACAACAGAGCUUCAUCUCCUGAUUCAGCUGCUACAAAAGACGAACUCAGAGCUCUUUCCCCUGACUCUCCUGUACCUCAGUUCACAGCAGGUCUACAAGAGUUCUUCUUAUCACAAUCUGCAUCAAGGUCCACUUCAACUGAAUCUUUGUUUUCAGGCUCUGAAAUGGAAUUAUCUUUCUUAUUGUCGAUGGAAGAUAGACCCCAAUCACCAGAUUCCUUAUCUUCAAACACUAGAUUCAAGAAUCUUUCUCCUGAUUCUCCAGUCCUCGACUUCAGGCUACAUAUGUUACGUGCUGAAAGUGACCUUUGGUCUCACAGGUCAUGCUCACCAGUGGAUGCCCUGCUACUCACCGGCCAUGCUUCACACGCGUUUACUGAAAGUAGACCUUCUUCUCCUGAGUCUUUCCUUUCAGUCCAACAAUACCCUGAUUCUCCUUUACCUGACUUUGUGCAACCACUGUUUGGAAACUCCGUAAGUACUUUUGAAAGUUGGUCAGUAUCAUCUGAGUCAGCAUGUUCAGAUAUUGAAUGCACUGUUCUUAGUCUGGCACCAGGCUUUAAUGAUAGCAGACCCUCAUCACCAGACUCAGGAGCAGAUGCAGAUAAAUACAACACCGUUUUACCUUUCUCACCAAUUCCUCGGUUAAUAGCAGCAGAGUCUGAACAUGAUUUUAUAAAUUUGUGGUAUAGAUCACCUUCCAUUGAAUCUCUUGAAUCAGAUGUUGAGUAUUCUUUAAGUAGGUCUUCAAUGUCCUUGAAAUCUCGUGUUGCUGAUAGGCCAGAUUCACCUAGAUCAGAUGGAUUGAAAGAGAGAGUAGUCCAAGAAAGACGACUCUCUGUACAUUCUAUAGCAGAAUGCAUAACCAUGUCACCUGUGACAUUAAAGGUACUUGAAAAUAUCAGGUCAGUAUCUCCAGAAUCAAUUCCGUCUUUAAGCAAAAAUACAACCCUAUCUCCAGAUUCACCGCUGCCAGGGUUUGUCCAGAAUGUCUAUAAGACUGAUUCCCCCGAGAGGUACUAUAAAAGUAGUUCCACAGAGUCCACAAUACAGCUGUCAGAUUGUGAUGAUUUAUCUCAGUCUUUAGUUCCUUACUGUGGAGAUCAGAGAUCAGUAUCACCAGAUUGUGAUGAACCAGUUGCUGCCAAAUCACAGACAAAAGAAACAAGUUAUAGCACUGUUAUGCCAUUACCAAAUGAUUCUUUCUCAGGUGAUGACUCAGCGGCUACUGUCGCAGAGCACUUUCUAUCAGGUGAUGCUCGGAAGCUGAUAUCCCAAGUAUGUGACCCUCAGUAUGCAGGAGAAACCUUCAACAGAAAAACCAGAAUUAUGCAGAUCUAUGACAGCAGACUCGAGUUUCAGAGGAAUGUUCUACAUUAUGAACAAAAUAACAAUGCAAGACGUAAAGAGGACAACACUGCCACAGUCACAGUAACCAGUAGUAUACAGAUGCCUGAGCCACGUCCACCAAUGAUUGAAGACAACUUAGACUCAGAAGCAGUUCUUUAUAGGCAAGAUAUACACUCAUUGGAAGUUCUUGAUCUUAACAUGGAGAUUGACAACAUUUUGGUGGACCCAUCAGUAAACACCACUGACCAUCUUUGUAGAUCUACAUCACCUUUCCCCACCACACCAGAAUCAGAUACAAGUAACAAUAAAAUGAAUUUGGAAUCAGGUGAUGUUGAAUUUCCUUCAUCAUCUACAUCCUCUGCCCUUUCUGAAUCUGAAGAUUUGAAUGAGAGGAAGAGGUCAUCGUCACUUCAGUCACUGCUUGAGUAUACACCAAUGUCAUUAGAAAUAAGCAUCAUUCUGGAUGAAGAAAGAGGAUCAUCUCCAAACUCUUUGUCUGAGUUCAACGAGAACAGGUCACUCUCUCCAGACUCUCCUGUCCCUCAGUUUGUACCAGAACUAGUGGAAUACUCUUCUAUACCUCUGUCAUCAUCACUAGAAUCACUGCGUUCAGAUUUAGAAGAUGAGCCCUUAGUCACAAUGUCAACAUUUGCUGAGAUUGACAGACCAUCUUCCCCUGAAUCCAUAUCAUCUGUCAUUAAAUUCCAAAGACUCCUACCAGACUCACCUGUGCCCACAUUCACGUGGGGUUCUUCUUGUUUUAUGGAUGGAACUUCAAAUGACAUGUCGUCCUCAUCAGUUUCACUGUCAUCAGAUUCUAAAUUCAUUGCUUUCCCAACUGAUUGCUGGAUCAAUGAUAGUCCAAGACCUCCAAGUCCUGAAAGCGUUGAAUCUGAACAAGAUCUUGACUUUAGCCAUGAUAGUUCUGAUAAGUUAGUAGGUCUGGUACCCUGUCAUGAGAGAAGAGAAUAUUUUAGCUCUGACUGGCAACAUAUCAAGGAGUCACAACUGAAAAACUUACCAGAGGACUAUUCACUAGCAGAGACCAAAGAUCUCUCUAGGAUUCAAACCACUAGUUUUGAGGAGGACAGAAAACAAGAGUCAUCACCACAUAACUGUGUAAAGGAAGAGAGGAUCCUAGAUGUCAGUCUUGGACAACUGAAGAAAAACCCAGCUUCUCGAAUGGCUACUUCUGGGGAAACAGACUUUCAAACAGAGGAUGAUUGGCAAAGCGUCCUGUUGUCUGCUAGAACGCCAACACCAGUUCUCUUCCCGCUGGACCACGCUUUGUAUUGCACUCACCGAACUGUCACUCCAGUUUUACCAACAAAUGUGGGGGCUCUGAGAUACCCAGAGUGGGGGCUGUCCCUAGAGGAAGCACAGGCAACUAAGGUUUUUUCACCCGAAUCAGCUCAGUCUUUGCUAACAUUAGAUGAAAUAUUUACAGAACAUCAAAAUCUAGAGGUUUGUGACUGGAUUCCAACUUUGGUGGAUGAAGUAAGUUCAGUUUCUCCACAGUUUAGAGACUCCAAUUUGGCUCAGGUUGAUACACGCACUAUGAGUCAUUGGGAAACUUUUGAAGAUUUAGAGUUUUCUCCAGGCUUCAAAAUGGAGUUUGAGACGACACUCCCUCAGUUUGAACCCAAUCAACCAAGAAUCUCUCUGAAGGAACAAAGGAAAAGAUCUCAGUCUCCUCAACAAUCUGACUCAGACUUGGAGUUCUAUGAAUGCAGGCAGGAUUUCUCUGAACCAGAUGAAAUGAAGUUGGAGCCCGCCAUUGCCUAUCAUGUCUUUGAACCAGCAUCCCCAACACCAAAGAAGAAUCCUGAUCCCAGCUCUGUGAAAUCAAGCUUUCAAGCUAUUUCCCAGUUUGAGGGUUACAAAAGCUUCUCUGGCAGUAAACCCAUUGAUGAACGUCUUUAUGGUUCAGAGGGCUCAUGGGAGUCUCCCACAGAGGGGGGGCUGCCCCUGUGUGAGGAGCUUCCUUCUAGGGAUCAGGCGGGGUUUUAUGAUGAUGCUGAUGACGACUUCUUUGAAAGGGAGAUAGCAGAAGAGCUGUUGUCUGACAGCUCAGAGGAGGAAGUGCUGACCACCAGGGUGGUCCGUCGCAGAGUAAUUAUUCAGGGGGAUGACCUGCCAGACAUUCCACCACAGACCGUCACAGAGGAGAAGUACACGGACGAACACGGCAACAUGGUCGUCAAGAAGAUCACACGGAAGGUGAUCCGUAAGUACGUAUCCCCGGACGGCCUGGAGACGCAGGAAGUGACCAUGGAGGGCUCCCAGCAGGAGGCGCUGCAGAUGGAGGAGGGAGACGCUUUGUCCCGGGUGGUGAAGAGGACAGUGAUCCACAGUAAAGGAGAGCAAAAGGAGCUGACCUGUGGCUCAGCCAAAGCAUCGGAGUUUGAGGCGGAGCCUGUCCAGGGCCGAAAGGUCAGCAAGGUCAUCAAGACGACGGUGGUGAGAGGGGAGAGGACGGAGAAGCAGAGCGGAGACCCCCUACUGUCUGCAGAUCUUCCUUCUGCAAGAGAGGACUUCCAGAAGAAGCCGGAUGCAUAAGUCUCACACCCAGAAGAGGACGGUGGUGAGGGACGCACACGGGACGCACCUGCACCUGGAACGCCUGGAAGACACCCCAGAGGCCCUGGAGCCGGACGCCCUGCAGCAGCACCUGAACACGCUGCUGCGACGCUACUGUCAGGACGCACAGGAGGACGAUGAAGAGCGCCGGGAGGAGGAGGAGGAGGAGGGGACAGACUGAACAGCUUCUCCUACUGGUCCUUUCCUGAAAUCCGGCUCCUCUGAUCCUAAUAGACCAGAAAGACUCCCCCUUCUGGUCUGACUGAUCAUUACAACCACACCGUUGUCUUUACUUCUGGAUGAAAGAGAAACAAAAGCAGAAAUUCUUCAGCAAAGACUCUUCAGCUGCUCGGACGGUGACCAAAGAAAGCAUCUGUUGAUCCUGGCGUUUGGGACAAAGACAUGAAUCUCAUGGAAAAGCAGCUUCCUUUGCCUUCUGCAUGAGCUCCUUCUUGCUUGUAAAGUUUGUACAUAGAGAGAAAUGCUGGGACUGGAUAGUGGGGGGGGCAUUUAACUUAUUAGCCCACCUGAUGUUGCUGUUCCUGCACCAACCUAGCUGCAGGAAGACCGACAGACCCACCAGAGACAUGAAAGUGUGAUUUGAUGUAGAUGAUGGACCCGUGUCCUUCACAUCAUUGUGUCGGUGCUGCCGCCUCUGCAUGUGUAAAUACGGUGUGUCUGACCUUUUCACCUCAGUUUCCACGCGUGUGCACGUCCAUGAAGCCUUCCAGAGGUCCGCACUGCUGGAUCUUUGUGUCUGCAAAUGCUUUAAGAACCGCAUAAAAGCUGGAGGCCGCCUGAGCGCGUCCAGAGCUUCACCAAAGCGGCGUUCCCGCAUCAGCAGCUUCCUUUAGCAGGACGGCAGCUCAUACCUACCAAAAACCACCACUAGGUGGCAGCAUCGCUCACAAAAACCUUUACUUACAUUUCAAAGGCCAACAGCAAAGUCACAAACACUCAAAUCACUUCCAAACACCAAACUAGAAACUCAUCAGGGGCUCCUCCCCGGUCACCAUAGCAACCACUGGAGAGAUGAGAUCAUGGGAAGGUUCUCUGCCCGGGUAGCUGUAAAAAUGGAACACAUUUGUCUUUCAAAGUGGACUGUGAUACAUUUUUUCUGCCUUGUAAACCACUAAAGUCCAACUAGGUCUCCUGAGGAACCAGAAAGAACCUUUACUGUAGUGAAGUAGCUCACCCCUCCUUCUGAGUGCAGGUGAGGGAUUUGAACACCGUCGUUUUUUCACACAUGAAGACGUUUCUAUGGGAGUUUGAAUCCAUGAAAGGCGUCUGCUUAGGUUGUGUGUUUAACCACACUUGUAGUAGAAGGUGAUGUGUUGGAGCUGUGGUCCGGUCCGGUCCGGUCUGGUCUGGUCUAGUCUGGUCUGGUCCAGUCCGGUCCAGUCCGGUCCGGUCCGUGUGCUCACAGUAUUUGUUGAGAUCAAAUAUAACCCGUCUCUGAUUUUUGUUUUUCCACGUUUUGUUUGGGUUGAACAGAUCUUCUUCACUUCCUCAUACGAUUCCCAUCCAUCCUUUGUUUCCAGCCGUCGGUGACCCGUGGACAGUCCAGCUGAGGAUUGUGGGUAGUUGACUGUGUGGUAAAGUCUUCCUGCUCAGUUGCAGCGUGUUUUUUCUGAAAGCUGGCUGUGAGGAAGGGUUUGGUGUCCGUUCAGUGUGAUUUAAUAAAAGAAUAAAAUUCCAGUGUGACAUCCA